GUGCUUCUGCUCCAGGUAUGUUUACUGAUACACGCCCUCAUUUUGCUUAAUCUCGAUUACUGCACGCAUUCCUCUAACAGAGUGAGACAUCGCGGUUUAUAUAGACGAUCUUCCGCCCCACACGCCCAGCCUCAGCACCAGCGCAUCUCCUCUCCGCGGGGUGCCUCCUCCUUCUUUCGGCACCAGCAUCACAGGAACCCUGACAGACACACAGACGGAGGGAGGGAGGGACGAGGCCUCGGUGAUCGCGCUCCCCGCUCCAGAGCUCGAUUCCUCGCGGUCCGUUAUGUCUUUGAGCCUGCUCCCCCUCUCGCCAUGCCCGCCGCUGAACGCCACCCACCGCCGCUGCUCCUCUUCUUGCCGUCGCUGCUGCUGAUCUCCUGCCUGGAUGGGGCGGCGAGGGCAGCAGCGGCACUGGAGGAGGGCGGCGGCCUCACGGCCGGGGCCGGAGACCCGUCCGGCACCUACACCGCCGCCUCUAGCCGAGCCGCCACCCUCUCGGCUCUAUCAGCAGAGCCUCAGUUUGCCCUGAAGGUCCUGGUGAGAGAUCUGGUGACCCGCCAGCCCCUGUCGGGGGCUUCGGUGGACGUCUACGUCAACCACACCUUGAGGACUUCUGCCCAGACCGGGGAGAUGGGGGAGGUUCUGCUCUGGGUGCCGUACAGCCCGGGCCUCGGUCUGACCCUGCUGGGCAGCAUGGGAGGCUACGUGCCCAGCCUGCUCCCCUGGAGCACCAAUAAGAGACCAAUUUUCUCCUCUGUCACGUUGCUGCUGCUGCCUCACAGCCAGGGGAACAUCUGGCUGUAUGAAGACUCCGUGCUCAUCACCGGGAAGGUACCUGACAGCUCAUCCCAGCCGAUGGUGAAGUUCCCAAAGAACAUUCUCACGAUCCCGGAUAAGACCAACAUCUCUUCGGUGAUGGCGUACCUGACUGUACCACAUCCCCACCUGGCGAAGGACUGCACCAACUGCACUCCGGGCUUCAUCAGCAACAAAUCAGUUUUCAGAAGUAUUGAUCUGAAAGCCGUGGCAGCCAUCAGCGUCCUGCUGUACUCCGGUGGUGAGGAGCUACAGGUUCGAGGACCCAUCCAGAUCAGUCUGCCGCUGGGCCACCACACACACCUCAGGGCCUCUGAUACUGUGCCAGCCUGGGCCUUCAACCAGAAGACAGGUGGCUGGGAGAAUCAUGGUCUGGGAAUAGUUAAAACGGUUGGAAAUGAGCUGGUUUGGACCUACACCGCUUCCCAUCUGGGCUACUGGAUCGCCGCCCCUCUGCCUUCAUCGAGAGAUUAUCUGGGACAUGCAAACUCUUUGGAUUUCCUAUCUUACCAUACCUACCUGUUGGUAGGAAUACUGGGUGGAACUCUGGCCAUAGUGAUCGGAUUUCUGUCCCUGCUCUUGUGCCACUGUGGAGGUUCUUAUCGAGAGCCCAGGAGGAGGAGAGCACGUUUUUCCAAAUUGACGGUUGUAAAGAAAGACCAAACCACCUCCACCCACAUGGAAGAGGGCUUGUUGUUCCGAUCUGGCGACAACAGCCUCGCCACCUGCAGCAUCCAGUGCGAACCGUCAUCUACUCCAAGGCACAAAGCCAACUAUAACAUCUAUGUGGAGGAUCCAGGGACUCGUGCCACGGCACCGCUUUAUGAGAACAUCACUCCAGAUCGGAUGAAGGGUCCUCAGCCGCCACCUCACUACAUCAACAGUGAGGAGGUGUCUCGAUUAAGGGAGAAGUCGGAGCAGAACCGGGCCAACAUCAACUGCGACAACUUCUUUCAGGAUAAGCUGGUCCAUAUCUACAACCAGCCAGUGGCCAUUAUUCCCGCUCCCGAGCUCUUCAGUGCUCAGGAGCAGCAGCUACCAGGCUGCAAGUCCGCCACCUUCCCCCGCAACGGAAGUGAGUAUGAUGCUCACUCAGAGCCUGCAAGUAAAGACAGCUACACCCAGACACUACCCAAAGUUCCUCACCACCACUCACAAGGUGGGAGCAGCCCACAGCAGAGUAGCCAAGAUGAUCCCCAGCCUCUGGAGACACCCCCUCAGGGGCAAGGCCCUAACAGUGUGUGGGGACGCUACAGUAACCUCCUUGAAUCCUCCGUCUCUGUGCCUGGGACUCUUAAUGAGGCAGCUGGCAUGGAGGGCUUCAACACCGGGCACGGCGUGCCCAGUGAGUUGCAGGGGAUUUCAGAGCGCACCUUGCUGGAGCUGACACGUGGCAAGUCCUCGUCGUCUCACCCCAGAGCCUGGUUUGUCUCCUUAGACGGGAAGCCAGCAGCGCAGGUCCGCCACUCCAUCAUUGAGCUCCAGAGCCACCACCGCCCGCCAAGCAGCAACGACACCAGCCUGGACUCAGGGGUGGACAUGAACGAGCCUCAGCAAAGCAUCCGCGAGACGGAGCGUGACCGACCUUCUAUCAGGGCUUCUUCCCUGCCGCACCACAGCCGUGGCGGGCGGUACGGCGAAGAGCAGGACCUGAGCAGCAGUGAGAGCGGCACCACUGCUACCUGCACACCAGAGGACCCGUCCCUGAGGAACAUUUUAGAUGGGAGCAGUGGGGCCAUUCCAAAUAUUCCUGAAGAGCGUGAUGGGAUGGAUACAUCCAGCGCUCAGGAGGACAGUGAAUCAAGAGGUACACCACCUCCCCGGCGCCUGAGGAAGGUUAGGGAGAAGGGGAAGACGGAAAAGAGGAGCGCCAAGCACAUCCGGGAGGGCAGACCUCUGACCAAGAGAAGCUAAAGCUUCUCAGGCUCAUUUCCCCACCCAUCAGUGCUUCAGUUAAAAUCCAAAUUAAGUAAUUCAUAUGAGUUUGUGUUCACACAGGCAUUGUUGUUGUUGAGUUCUGUGAUUGUACAACUUUGCCAAAGAAUGCAUAAGCUAGCUCAAGAAAUGAAUCAGCAUCUGUGUCACGUUAUGUAGCUGCUGUUAAGACGAGUUUGUGCACCGUGUUCUCUCAUUCUCCCAAAUCUGACGAUCACCAGCGAGAUUCCUCACAGCAGAUGUCCGUGUGAACACGAUGUCCCACAGUAUCCGGUUCUGGCAUUAUAGAGGGUGCCUUCUUACUGCCUGUAAUCGUUAAAUAGGGUUACGCAAAGGUGGUGUGUUUCGAUAUUUAGUAUAAAAAAAAUCUGGUGAGUUUGCAGGAUGGACACAGAUACAGGUCAAUGUGUAGUGCACUUAUCCUCACCAUAAAUGCCUGCUGUAUAUUAAAUAAGACGAAGAAGCUUUCCCAGUCCGCAGCACUCACAUCUCGCUUUGUAUCCUACUGCCUCAUUCCACCAUAAAUGACGCUCUGGGAUUUGUUAACUAAACUGAGUGUAAGUAAAAGGAAAACGAGCUUCAGCUUUCCAACUUUUGACUGACUCCAGAACCUUUGGAUUGAAAUUUUGAUGUACAUUGUAAAGCAAAGCAAAGCUGCCAUUUUGAAGUUCAUGUCUGAAGUUUAAGGUUUUUAGCCUACAUCUGUUUUUGAAUGCAUGAAAAUGAAUGUUUUCACCGUGCGUAUGAAUAUAUGUGCAUUUUACCGUUAACAGCAAUUCAUCAUAGAUUACUUAGAGACUGAAUUGUUUUCCCAUUUAUUUCCAUUUACAGUUGUCCACAUUUAUUUGUAUGACAAAACGUGUCAAGACUUGUUUAACGGGAUUCGUAAGAGCCCAAAGAAUUAGAUUAACUAUUGGAAACAAUCAGUGGUACAGUUGCUACUUUUCUUUGAGGGAUACUGUUAUAAAUAUGCUGUUGUCACACAGUGGACAAAGUGGACUUAUUGUGCUACCUAUUAGGUUUUAAUUGAUGAGGUCAGUGUAUGUCUAAGUAACCUCUGCAAGGAAAAGUGCUGGCUUCAGUCUACUUUAAAUACUUGCUUUCAGACAGUUUUUUCUGCUGUUGGCUCUGGAUGAUGUCAGAGAGUGGGGCUGUCUUUGCCCCACCCACUUGUUGUUCAAAUCCUCUGUUUGUUAGUGGAAGCCAUUUAGAAGACAAAUAGUCUAAGAUAGGCUACUCCAGGGCUCAGUAUAAGGAAUAUUUAUUAUUUUGAUUAGGGCUGGGCGAUAUUACCCAAAAUUCAU
This is a messenger RNA of Pundamilia nyererei, 4058 nucleotides long. It is a transcript of the gene fam171b, whose product is annotated as family with sequence similarity 171 member B. NCBI's taxonomy places the organism in Eukaryota, Metazoa, Chordata, Actinopteri, Cichliformes, Cichlidae. The coding region runs from base 316 to 2733 and encodes 805 amino acids. The record is from RefSeq and is a predicted model, not a curated record. The transcript is spliced from 8 exons.